Messenger RNA from Pestalotiopsis fici W106-1, 210 nucleotides. RefSeq lists its product as uncharacterized. The coding region runs from base 1 to 210 and encodes 69 amino acids. Lineage: Eukaryota; Fungi; Ascomycota; Sordariomycetes; Amphisphaeriales; Sporocadaceae. The record is from RefSeq and is a predicted model, not a curated record. The transcript has 2 exons.
AUGACUGGCAGGAAAGACAGCUACCCCGCCGCCCAGACUGGCAAGAUUGAUGCUGAGUUCAAACCUCAUGAUCCUACUUCGGCAACUGAAGGGGCCAAGGCGUUCGCUGCUCACCAGGCCCACCCAGGCCCGGCCGUGCCGCAGAGCAUGCCUGAGCAAGAGGGUAGCAAGGAAGAACGACAAGCCAAGGCAAAGGAGUUGAACAAAUAA